AUGCCUCGUGUAAGUAAAUCACAAAAAGAUCCAAAUGCACCAAAACGUCCAUUAUCAACAUUUUUCUUAUUUUCACAAGAUGAACGACCAAAAAUAAAAAAAGAUAAUCCAUCAUUAUCAGUUGCUGAUAUUGCUAAACUUAUUGGUGAACGAUGGCGUUCAAUAAGUGAAGAUAAAAAACGUCAUUAUGAAGAAAAAGCUCGAACAGAAAAAGAACGAUAUGAUCGUGAAGUAGCCGAAUAUAAAAAACAAGGUGGUGGUAAAUAA
Messenger RNA from Rotaria sp. Silwood1, 267 nucleotides. Lineage: Eukaryota; Metazoa; Rotifera; Eurotatoria; Philodinida; Philodinidae. The record is from the annotation of a GenBank genome assembly.